Sinocyclocheilus rhinocerous is the source of this 1774-nucleotide messenger RNA. RefSeq names its product cathepsin D-like. Gene Ontology annotation, molecular function: aspartic-type endopeptidase activity. The record is from RefSeq and is a predicted model, not a curated record. NCBI's taxonomy places the organism in Eukaryota, Metazoa, Chordata, Actinopteri, Cypriniformes, Cyprinidae. Gene Ontology annotation, cellular component: lysosome. Gene Ontology annotation, biological process: proteolysis. The coding region runs from base 203 to 1393 and encodes 396 amino acids. The transcript has 9 exons.
CAGCCAGCGCAGCCGUGACGCUCUUCAAAGCACCAUCACAUGACUGUGAGCAAAAAUUGCUCGGCAGCACUAUCUCGUCAGCUGACUGCUAUCGCAAGCCGUUUGUCCUACAUAAUAGAUCACACACACACAACAACACUCUCUCAACACAUCGAUACUACUCCUCCUCAGAUGCUUUAACAGGUCCUGACGGCUCGCCAACAUGAGAAUCGCCUGUCUGCUGCUAGCUGCUGCCUUUUUGUGGACGACCGACGCGUUUGUUCGGAUUCCUUUAAAGAAGUUUCGUUCCAUCAGACGGACACUGAGUGACUCUGGCAGAGCUAUAGAGGAGCUUGUGGCAGGUUCUGCACCCUUGAAAUACAACCUGGGAUUCCCAGCAAGUAAUGGUCCUACUCCAGAAAUCCUCAAGAACUACCUUGAUGCUCAGUACUAUGGAGAGAUCGGUCUUGGCACUCCUGUCCAGACCUUCACUGUGGUGUUUGACACAGGAUCCUCCAACCUGUGGGUGCCAUCGGUCCACUGUUCCCUGACUGAUAUUGCCUGCUUGCUUCAUCACAAAUACAAUGGGGGCAAGUCAAGCACCUAUGUGAAGAACGGGACUGAAUUUUCCAUACAGUAUGGUUCCGGAAGCUUGUCUGGGUAUCUCAGCCAGGACACAUGCACGGUUGGUGAUAUUGCAGUUGAGAAGCAGAUAUUUGGAGAAGCUAUCAAACAGCCAGGAGUAGCCUUCAUUGCAGCCAAGUUUGAUGGUAUUCUCGGCAUGGCUUAUCCUCGCAUCUCUGUGGAUGGGGUUCCUCCUGUUUUUGACAUGAUGAUGAGCCAGAAGAAAGUGGAGAAAAAUAUUUUCUCUUUCUACCUGAACAGAAACCCUGACACCCAACCUGGUGGUGAGUUGCUCCUUGGAGGCACAGACCCCAAAUAUUACACUGGAGACUUUAACUACGUGGACAUCAGCAGACAGGCCUAUUGGCAGAUUCACAUGGAUGGCAUGAGCAUUGGCAGUGAGCUGACUCUGUGUAAAGGAGGAUGUGAAGCCAUCGUGGACUCUGGGACGUCUCUGAUCACCGGCCCAGCUGCUGAAGUCAAAGCCCUGCAGAAGGCUAUUGGUGCAAUCCCUCUCAUACAGGGAGAGUAUAUGAUAGACUGUAAAAAAGUGCCCACACUCCCCACCAUCUCAUUCGUCAUGGGUGGAAAGACUUACUCACUGACUGGAGAACAGUACAUACUCAAGGAAAGCCAGGCUGGAAAGGAGAUCUGUCUGAGUGGAUUCAUGGGCCUGGAUAUCCCACCCCCUGCUGGACCCCUGUGGAUUCUGGGUGAUGUGUUCAUUGGGCAGUACUACACUGUGUUUGAUCGGGAGAAUAACCGAGUGGGCUUUGCUAAGUCCGUAUAAGCCCAACUGUAGACCUUAACACUUAAGAUGUGUCAUGAGAGUAAUAAGAAAUCUAGGAAUUUGUCACCUCUGCUUAAAUGACACAAUAGCGGUAUGAUUAUUGUGUUUUGCACUGCUUUUAGCUUUCAAAUGUUUUUGUUUUAAAGAGGCAUGUGGAGAUGAAAUGAUUCAGGGAAAAAAGUUACACUCAUUUGCUUUUUAGCCGAGGCCUAUUUGAAUAUGUGAUUGAAACACAAGGUUUUAACAUUUAUUUUAUAAUUGUCAUGUCAUUGAUUUUAGACACUACCUGUUUUAAGAUUUUUAUUGUUGAAAAUGACCUUCCAAUGACUGAACAAAUCAAAAUGGACAAUAAAGGUUUUAAACCCAUCUAUGUUGUUAAAC